UGGCUGCUGCUGCUGCUGCUGGCGGCGGGGGCCGCGGCCAGCGGCGAGUACUGCCACGGCUGGCUGGACGGGCAGGGGGGCUGGCGGGACGGCUUCCAGUGCCCCGAGCGCUUCGACGGCGGCGACGCCACCAUCUGCUGCGGCAGCUGCGCCCUCCGGUACUGCUGCUCCAGCCCCGAGGCGCGUCUGGACCAGGGAGCCUGCGACAACGACCGGCGGCAGGGGGGCGGCGAGGCGGGACGGCCCGGCAAGGACGGCCCCGACGGGGCGGCAGUGCCCAUCUACGUGCCAUUCCUUAUUGUUGGAUCUGUAUUUGUCGCCUUCAUCAUCUUGGGGUCGCUGGUGGCAGCUUGCUGCUGCAGAUGCCUGCGGCCCAAACAGGAGCCCCAGCAGAGCCGAGCCCCCGGGGGCACCCGCCUGAUGGAGACCAUCCCCAUGAUCCCAAGUGCCAGCACUUCCCGGGGCUCCUCUUCCCGCCAGUCGAGCACCGCCGCCAGCUCCAGCUCCAGCGCCAACUCGGGGGCCAGAGCCCCCCCGACCAGGUCCCAGACCAACUGCUGUUUGCCAGAAGGGACCAUGAAUAACGUCUACGUCAACAUGCCCACCAACUUCUCGGUGCUGAACUGCCAGCAGGCUACCCAGAUCGUGCCCCACCAGGGGCAGUACCUGCACCCCCAGUACGUGGGCUACGCCAUGCAGCACGACUCCAUGCCCCUCACCCCCGUGCCCCCCUUCCUCGACGGUUUGCAGAGCGGCUACAGGCAGAUCCAGUCCCCCUACCCGCACGCCAGCAGCGAUCAGAAGAUGUACCCGGCUGUGACUGUGUAGCCCCUCCCCGCCCGACAGAUUUUGAUAUCAAAACUGAACGGAGGAGAAAUACUUCCUCGGAACAAAGCUCCCAGGACAUCACUUGUAAAUAAUUUUGAAAGGCUCAUGCAUGUCAGACAGUGUUUAUAAACCAUUUAUUUUCAUCGGGGUCCGUUGCCAGAACUGUAGGAUGAUAUCUCUGAAUUAGCGUUGCCAGACACGCUCUCAUUCCAGUGCAUGAUUUACAGCGGCGGAGGAUUACGCUGGAAAUGCAAAUGCAUUUCAGAUCGCUGUACUUGCAAGAUAAAUGCCGGAGCCAUUAAGUGCCCUUCAGGUAUGACAUGGUCAGAAGUAUUUGCCUAAUUAAUUCCUAAAAAGAGUUUUGUUACACUGUACAAGACCGCAGUACUUAAGAAACCUCUCUUCUCCUCUACCAGCUCCUUAGUGACGUUUCCCCGUUGCUUUACAGACAAUCACAACCGAGAGCCGAACCGUGCAAUCCCUGCGGGCUGGGUGCUGGGACUCCUUCUGCUUCACCCCCACUUCGGGGUGAAAUGCCACAAAAGGCUGAGUCUUGCAAAGACCAAUGUUCCUUGUCCCUGGUAUUUAUGUAGGAAUUAGAAGAGUGUGAGUUAUUCGGCUCUUCUUUCCAGUGCACUUGAAACCCUUGAUUUGGUUUUGCCUCGAGAUCAGGACCCAGUAGUGGUUUGCACAGACUUUGUUUAUCUUUGAGAACUUUUUUACUAAAAGACAGGGUACGAGGUGCUCGCUGUUCCUGGUGCUCAGCAAAGCUUUUUGGUACAGCUGAAGCUGCCUUUCCAGAGAGAGGCCGUACUGUGACUCCAAACACGCCUGAUUUAACCUCACUUCCCAUGAAACAGUAAACCCGUGUGAACAUGCACGAAGUUGUCAGCCCCGGGCCCUGCUUGCCAUCGAGGCAAAAAAAUUCAAAGGGAAUUUCGUAGAAAAACAGGCUUCGUCCUUCCAUCAUCCCACCCCGGGUCCCCAGCCCUGCUCCCUUGGGGGUCACACAAAGCCACCCCAACCUGGGCACGGAGGGGGUUUGAAACCCAUCCCCUUUUCUUCUUCCCCUGUGGGGCAGAGGAGUAGGAAGGCACAGCUGUAUUUAAAAAGAAGGAAAAGGCCCAACCAAAGGAUGAAGGUGCCUGUGGCUCCCUGUGAUGCUGCGGGGGUCAGGGAGAAGGCAGGAUACUUGGGGAGGGGGUCACUUUGGGCUGGAGCUGCUGUCUCUGUCUUGCUUUGCUUCAUCUGGGGAAAAAAUACCUCUCUGGGUUGCAGAGGCAGCAGCGUGCUGGGAACAAUCAGAGUGUACUAAUUGUAGUCUAGCAUCCCAGAUGCAAUAAACUAUUUAAGGCUGGUUUUUGUCCCCUAAAAAAAGAAAAAAAGUAUUCUCUGCAUUUCCAUCCAUUUGUUCUUCAGCCAAAACGCCGCAACAGAGGACCGAGGGCAUGUACCAGACCUGGGCAAUUACUGCGACCAGAGCAGAGCUGAUAAAAGGUUUCUUAUUGUCUGAUACUGUAUCAGUAUGUAGCAAUAACUGUGAUACUACUAUUUUUUUUGUACCUCUGUUUUUUAAAUCCUGCCUGGGUGCGGAAGCGUUGCCAAAUCCAGUGGUUUACUGGGAAGCAUUGCCAAAUCCAGUGGUUUACUGGGAACGUGCCACACGCAGGCAGCCUGCAGCGGGCAGCGACCGUCUGACCACUGACAUGGAAAAUGAAUAGAUGAUUUAUCCCAGACCUGCCAUUCCUGGCUGCCAUCGUCGCCCCUUCAGCGUGUAGGACCUGGACAGAAGGAUUGGCUUGUGGGACCCAGCUUCCCCCCAGCCAGGCUGGGUGGCUUCAGUGAGGCAAUGACCAGCUGCUGGAGGCGAUGGGUGACUGCUCUGCUCGGCCCACACAGCUCCAUGGAUCUCCAAAGGCAGUGGGUGCACCAGAGCUGGGUGCCGCCAGGCUUCUGAAGGACCCAACAUGCACUCGGGUCUCAUGGGGAUUUAGGUUUCUGCCUGCCCACGCUGACCUUCCAAAGCUGAGUUGGCAUCAGGCAUGGUGGGCUCGGGUGCCUUCAGCUGCUGGUGGCUCCAGCAGGAGCUGGUGGUGCUUGUCCCCAGGUGAGACCUGGCCUGUCACAGCGUGGCCGGACAACAGGCUCAUCCCUGUGUUCCCAGCUGUGACCCAAGUCAGCUCCUGCCCCCCCAGCACGCACUGCCUGCCUUGCACCUGCCCUGGCAAGGACACCUCCUCUGACCUAUGAAAUUCAGGUGAACCUCUUUGUAUAUUGUUUACUUGUUUAAAAAAAAAAAAAGAAUAAGUUAAAUUUAAGUCUGUAGAAAUUAAUUUACAACCGAAGGCGGAGAAACCUAAGUUGUAAUAAAAGGAAGUUUGUGAGAUGUGGUGGGUUUUUUUUAAUGUCAUGUACAAUAAUGUAAAACCAAUGUUACCAUUUGAUAUAGCUUUUAAAUCUCUGAAAGGGCACUUGCUUUAAAGUGUUUCUUACAAAUGAAGAAAAAAGUCCCCCUUUGUUUCUUAAUAAAUACUUUAUGGUGUGA
Messenger RNA from Calidris pugnax (ruff), 3373 nucleotides. It is a transcript of the gene SHISA2, whose product is annotated as shisa family member 2. Gene Ontology annotation, cellular component: endoplasmic reticulum. Gene Ontology annotation, biological process: negative regulation of Wnt signaling pathway; negative regulation of fibroblast growth factor receptor signaling pathway. Lineage: Eukaryota; Metazoa; Chordata; Aves; Charadriiformes; Scolopacidae. The transcript has 2 exons. The annotation marks the transcript as partial. The record is from RefSeq and is a predicted model, not a curated record.